CGGGCGGCUGGAAGCCCGCGGGCGGAGGAGGGCGCCGGCUCCGGGGUUGUCAGCUCGGGGCUGCGACGGCGCGAGGAGGCGCGCGAGAGGAAGGAGCCACGGCCGCCGCCGCAGGGGGACUAGGGGAAGAAAAAUCCCUGUUAGGGAGGAGCUUACUAUCAGUGACAGCUGUUCCCACAGGGGUGAACGUACAUGUGUAUCCAAUCCCUCUGUGGAACUUCUAAACAUCUUCUUUUAGUGGAAACGUUGUUUUCUACACAAUGAAGUCAACAUCUUAAUUUAAACCAGCAUUCAUGUGGUUCUGAUUCAUCUGCUAUGGUUCAUGAAGCUUGAGCUCUAAGGCAUACAGGGUCUUUUGCGAUGACAAUAUGACUAAUAGUAAAGGAAGAUCUAUUACUAACAGAACAAGUGGUGGUCCAAGUAGUGGAGGAGGUUUUGUAGACUGGACUUUAAGUUUAAAUACAAUUCAAUCUGAUAAGUUCUUAAACUUACUGUUGAGUAUGGUUCCGGUAAUUUACCAGAAAAACCAGGAAGACAGGCACAAAAAAGGAAACAGCAUUUGGCAAGAUGGGUUAUCAACUGCAGCACAAACUUUUAGUAAUAGAUCUGAACAACACAUGGAAUAUCACAGUUUCUCAGAGCCAUCUUUUCAUGGCAACAGUGGGCACACGCCAUCAAGCUGUAGCCAAAAGUAUGAUGACUACGCCAACUACAAUUAUUGUGAUGGAAGGGAGGCUUCAGAAACUACGGCCAUGUUACAAGAUGAAGAUGUAUCUAGAGAUGGUGAUGAAGAUGUCAUUGUGGAAGCAAACCAGAAAUUACCAAAGGAGUCCAGUGGUGUCAUGGCACUGCAAAUACUUGUGCCAUUUCUGUUAGCUGGCUUUGGAACAGUCUCAGCUGGCAUGGUUUUGGAUAUAGUCCAGCACUGGGAGGUGUUCAAAAAAGUAACAGAAGUUUUCAUUUUAGUUCCUGCACUUCUUGGUCUCAAAGGGAACUUGGAAAUGACAUUGGCAUCCAGAUUAUCCACUGCAGUAAAUAUUGGGAAGAUGGAUUCACCCAUUGAAAAGUGGAACCUAAUAAUUGGCAACUUGGCUUUAAAACAGGUUCAAGCAACAGUAGUCGGCUUUCUAGCAGCUGUGGCAGCAAUUAUAUUGGGCUGGAUUCCAGAGGGAAAAUACUAUCUAGAUCAUUCCAUACUUUUGUGCUCUAGCAGUGUAGCAACUGCCUUCAUUGCAUCUCUUCUGCAGGGAAUAAUAAUGGUUGGGGUUAUCGUUGGCUCAAAGAAGACUGGGAUCAAUCCCGAUAAUGUUGCUACACCCAUUGCUGCUAGUUUUGGCGACCUUAUAACUCUUGCCAUAUUAGCUUGGAUAAGUCAGGGUUUGUACUCCUGUCUUGAGACCUAUUACUACAUUCCUCCAUUAGUUGGUGUCUUUUUCUUGGCUCUAACUCCUAUCUGGAUUAUAAUAGCUGCCAAACAUCCAGCCACAAGGACGGUUCUCCACUCAGGCUGGGAGCCUGUGAUAACAGCUAUGGUUAUAAGUAGCAUUGGGGGCCUUAUUCUGGACACAACUGUAUCUGAUCCAAACUUGGCUGGGAUUGUUGUUUACACACCAGUUAUUAAUGGUAUUGGUGGUAAUUUGGUAGCCAUUCAGGCUAGCAGGAUUUCUACUUACCUCCAUUUACACAGCAUUCCAGGAGAACUGCCUGAUGAACCCAAAGGUGGUUACUACCCAUUUAGAACUUUUUUUGGUCCAGGAGUAAAUAAUAAGUCUGCUCAAGUUCUACUGCUUUUAGUGAUACCUGGGCAUUUAAUUUUCCUCUACACUAUUCAUUUGAUGAAAAGUGGUCACACUUCUUUAACUGUAAUCUUCGUAGUAGUAUACUUAUUUGCUGCUGUGUUACAGGUGUUUACCUUGCUGUGGAUCGCUGACUGGAUGGUCCAUCAUUUCUGGAGGAAAGGAAAGGACCCGGAUAGCUUCUCCAUCCCCUAUCUGACGGCAUUGGGUGAUCUGCUUGGGACAGCCUUGUUAGCCUUAAGUUUUCAUUUUCUUUGGCUUAUUGGAGAUCGAGAUGGAGAUGUUGGAGACUAAUAAAUCCUACAAACUGCUCUCAAGUUACCAAGAAGGAAAACACAAAGACAACCACUUAUGGCUCUUUUUCAAAAAUUUUAAUUCAGUAGUUUGAUUUCUGCGAGGGUAAUCUUCAGUUGACCCUGAUUCCAUUAAAUGGCCUUAACAUUUUUUUUUUAAAGAAUUUGUGCUGAAACCAGAAUGAACAGUAUUUGUGCUGCUUUUCAUAGAAUAAAUGAUAAUUUGACAUAGACAUAGACACAAGCUCAAGCUCUGAAAUUAAUUAAAUAGGAAAGAAUAUAGGAUGUUUACAAUGAAUAAUUUUAAAACCACAGACGUAGCAGAAAUGUAAUGUAUUACUGUUUAACUCAUAAUGCCACGUUAAAGGAAACAGAGUUCUGGUUUAGCCUUUCUUGUCUCACAGAUGUGUUGUACUGCAAAGCAGACUUUAAAAUGAAAGGGGCCCAACUAAGCUUGUAAUAGUUCUAACUAUGCCCACCUCUCUGCCAGCUGAGGAUCCAUUUACCAAUUACUUUGCUCCUAACCUGACCUCAAUAUGUUCUGCUGAGUAUGAGAUAAACUCACUUUUACCUGUUUGUAUGAAUUUCCCUGUGCUGAUGCUAAUUUAAUUUCAACUCUGCAAGUUCUCGGCAGGCUACCCUUUAAACACAGAAUGGCCUUUAGUGAAAGCAAUGGGUCAUUUUUUUUUUUUUUUUUUGGCCGUGCCAUGUGGCAUGCGGGCUCUUAGUUGCCUGACCAAGGAUCGAACCCGUGCCCCUGCAUUGGGAGCUCAGAGUGCUAACCACUGGACCGCCAGGGACGUCCCAUCAGUGGGUCAGUUUUGAUCAUUGAUUUGUUGAAAGAAUGUUGAUCUUUUUCUGAAGACUUAAUAGUCCAAAAUGAGAUAACAUGAGCUGUGUUUGUAGAAACAAGAUGAUGUGAGAAAUCGUGUGUGUGUGUGUGUGUGUGUGUGUGUGUGUGUGUGUGUGGUGUGUGAAAGAGAGAGACAGAAGCUUUUGAUGGAGAGCUAAAUCUUUGCUAAAAAUUGUUGAUAGCAAAGAUCAUAGUGGGAUAUUAGCAUUCUGUGGUUAUUCUUUAGCACAUUUUAUUGGUAUGCUUUUGUCAUGUGGUGCAAAAAUUUUGCUACUGGCCAGAAUUUAGUAUUUGUUACCUACCUUAUAAUUAAUACUUUCUUCUCGUUAAAAAAAACUGUACCAUUUAAUAUAACCAAGCUAUCAUAAGAUUUAGAAUGAGCAAAUGAUUCAUUCGCUCCUCUUAAUAACUCUAUUGAAACUUGUAGGCUUACCAUUUUAAAGGAGAAAUUGGUGGGGUUACUUCGGUUAUUGUUCAUGCCUGUGCACAUCAUCUGUUUGCACAGGCUGAUUUCUACGUGGGAGACUAUCAGGUACACUACUAUGUUUCUCAAAUAUUUUUCUAAAACUCUGAUUGUAUUCUGAACACUUGAUCAACACCUUAGUUAUUCAAUAGGUAAGCAUUUUUAUAUUACAUAUAGUUCAUUUUUUUGAAAAAUGCAGUGGAAUCUCUCAAGACUGUCAGAUAUUUAAUAAUUUAACUGAUAAAGGGAAGAAGAAAUGCACAUUGACUUUGAUCGUUGUGGUUUAAGUUGUCAAUUAGUGUUAACAUUAUAUAAGUAGUAGGUUGUUUAUAAAUAUAUUGGGGGAAGUGUUCCUAUUAAGCUCUUUAAAAUAAGGGGACUGUGGUUUAGAGUUAUAUAUUUUUGCUUAUUUUGAAAAUUUAUUCCAUUCUUCUGCCUUAUAAUGAAGCUACUGAGGCAGAGAACUGAACUAAUUAUAGAAUUUCUCCUUUGGAGAGUUAUAUUGUCACGUAGUGAACAUUCUUAUAAAAGAAAGAAUGAUUAAGUUGAUGACUAUUUAGCUGCAAGAUUUUUUAUUUUUAAAAUAUCCAUAAAUAAUUUCUUGGAUUUUAUUGUAAAGCAUUUGUAAAUUACUUAUUUACAUUUGGGCUAUAUGAUUCAGAAGGAUUUAUAUUUCCCAGUGAUUUCUAUUUUCAUUUUUUUAACCUAAAGAAGUGCACAGGAAACCACAUUUUUAAAGCAUUUACCAACAACUUUAGUGCAUUACAUAUUCCAAAACACAUUCAAAUACAUGUAUUAUUUAGUACUCACAACAGUACAUGUGAAAUAGGUCAGGUAGAUAUUCCUAUCUCUAUUUUACAGCAGAAGAAACGGAAAAUCAGAGAAGGUACAUUUUUAAUGUUGCACAGCUACAGAGUACCCAAAUUGUGAUUAAGUACAGGUCUCCAGUCUCCUAAGCCAGUUCUAUUUCUGUGACCCUCCAAAUGUACCAAGAGUACCUAACUCAUUAACUGAUAGGAAAUCAACUAGAGAAACAGGAUUUUCUAAAGUAGAAUAGAGUAUUGCUACGUCUCUCCAAUUUCAGACAGGGAAAUCUUCACUUAAUAUAUCUUGAUGGUAAGUAUAGCCAACUCUAAAUUAUUCAUGUUCCUAAGACCAAGGAAAUCAAAGAUAAAUGAAUACUUUGGAAGAAAGAACAAUGCCUUAUUUCAUAGAAUAUUUAAUUGCCACCACCCUUCCCAGAUCUAGCCAUUUUCCAUGAGAUGCUAAUAGAUAACUAGGAUGAUUGAUAUGGGUUCUUGUCCCCUCUCUCUUUUGCUACCCAAUCUUGGUUACAGCAACAAAAUGUCUAAAAGACAUGUAACGGGAAAAAAAAUAAAGACAUGGAAAUAUCAGUCACCAAUUAGCUGAAUUAAUUUAUAAAAGAGGUUUAAAUUCCUUUUAAAAAAUUUUACUGGUUUUUUGAAAGCGUUUUCAUAAGUGGAACCAAUAAGAUAACUUUGCCUACCCACAAAAAUCAUUUAUUAUCAGUCUUAUAUACAGCAAAUUCACAAUAUUUAUUUUUAUACAACAUAAGUUUGCUUUCUAAACUUCUUCCCUUCACUAAUUUAUCAGGCACUUUAUUUAAAUACAGAUAGUCUUUUCAAAGACAUUUUUUAUUUUUUCCCUCCAAUCAUUUUUUUCUUUAAAAAAUAAAGUUUCUUAGAACCUAAUAAAAUAGAAACUGAUGGUAAUGUAUCUUCUGGGAGACAUCAAAAAUUCCAUGACGUAGACUAUCAAUGAUGUAGCCAAGGGAAGUACAUUUUGAAGGGUCUUUCAGUAAUUGGGCUUCCUUGCCUUAUGAUAUAGCUCUAGUAUAGUAUACCCAUUUAUAAUGGGCAUCUGCCAUCUUUGAAUUGUUGUAAACCAAAUAAUAAAAUUUAAGAUGUAUUUACCCAG
This is a messenger RNA of Balaenoptera acutorostrata (minke whale), 5343 nucleotides long. RefSeq names its product solute carrier family 41 member 2 (gene SLC41A2). Gene Ontology annotation, biological process: monoatomic cation transport. Gene Ontology annotation, molecular function: monoatomic cation transmembrane transporter activity. NCBI's taxonomy places the organism in Eukaryota, Metazoa, Chordata, Mammalia, Artiodactyla, Balaenopteridae. The record is from RefSeq and is a predicted model, not a curated record. The coding region runs from base 369 to 2090 and encodes 573 amino acids. The transcript has 12 exons. Gene Ontology annotation, cellular component: plasma membrane.